This is a messenger RNA of Saccostrea echinata, 914 nucleotides long. Its product is annotated as GS homeobox 1-like. Gene Ontology annotation, molecular function: DNA-binding transcription factor activity, RNA polymerase II-specific; sequence-specific double-stranded DNA binding. The record is from RefSeq and is a predicted model, not a curated record. The coding region runs from base 45 to 872 and encodes 275 amino acids. Gene Ontology annotation, cellular component: nucleus. Gene Ontology annotation, biological process: regulation of DNA-templated transcription. Lineage: Eukaryota; Metazoa; Mollusca; Bivalvia; Ostreida; Ostreidae. The transcript has 2 exons.
GGAUAGAGACCCCACUACAUGCCAAAUUGAUUUCAUUGACAAUAAUGUCACGGUCGUUUUUCGUCGACUCUCUGAUAGUUAAAGAUACCCCGUCUACAGCGGUGGCAAAACGUGGUGACUGUGCAACUAGUCAGUCCCUGGGUAUGACCCCACCAGUGGGGCACAGGCAAUCGAACCCCACUCCCCGCCUUCCUCCGGUGUCACACAGUCUACCCUGCUACCCCCGGCAUCCCCAAGAAAUGAUCAGUUUUUGUUGCCCCCUAUGCGUCCACACACCACACCCUGUGGUCCCCGAGAGUGCAGCGACGGUGCCAAGAAUGGCCUCCACUUUUGCAACAACUUGUCCAACAUCACGAGCGAUGGUAGAGUAUCCAUUCCACCGAAGUCCAAUAUCAGUUCUUGCAUCGAAGGCUGCAAAACGACCAAAAGACAGAGUGACCAACUCUGGAUUUCAGGAACCGAAGAAACCAAAAGCAUCUCCAGCAGGCGUAAGCAGUUCGACAGAGGACUCGAGCAGCAAAAGAAUUCGGACAGCUUUUACAAGUACACAGCUGUUAGAACUGGAAAGGGAAUUUAACUCCAACAUGUACCUAUCGAGACUCAGAAGGAUAGAAAUCGCCACAUAUCUCAACUUAUCCGAAAAGCAGGUCAAAAUCUGGUUUCAGAAUCGAAGGGUUAAAUUCAAAAAAGAAGGUCAUGACGAAACGAAAGAUAAAUGCCGAUGUCUAAGAACAUGUGCUCCAAAGCUGGACAGACGUCGUUUGAACAAACUUCCCGAUGAUCCUGAAAUAAAACAUUCACGUGAUUGUGAUAUUUUGGACAACUUUGACUGUGAGCAAUCGGGGGAUUCGGACCUCAACAUUGACACGUAAUCUUGUCUAUUUUAUCAGUGCAAUACUUCUAAUGUGUUCCAA